UGCCCACAUUGACCCAGAACCCGGUGACCAGGUUAACUUAAUCGACACUGACAAGCGAGCGCCACCGGCAACUGAUAUAAAAGCCUUAACCAUGCCGCGGAACUGCAUCACAUCUUGUGUGGCAUCUAACCAGGCACAAUAUCCAGCAGCGAUAAAAUUCCAGCAGCACAAAAUGGCGAAAAGCAUACAAAUCUUCUUGCUGUCGCUAAUGUUGCUGCUGCUGAUGGGAUUUUACAGCGCCAAAGCCGCGAACAGCUAUAAGGUGUGUGGUUCGGAACUGACCGAAACACUUUACGUAGUCUGCAAGGGCAAAUUCGGUUCCUUUCAACACCACAAACGCGGCUCGUUGGAUCUCUUUGACUAUGUGGACCAGCAGUACGAGGCGAACGAUGUGGAGGACAGGGACACGCUCUGGGGAUUGCCGCCAAGGAAUCAGAAUUCCCUGGUGGCCACCAGGCGGCUAAUGCGCGGCGUUGUCGAUGAAUGUUGCCGCAAGCCUUGCUCGAGAUUGGAAAUGUUAGAGUAUUGCGGAAACUAAACCUGAAUUGCUAAAAGUAAACACUUAUGUAUUCCAACUCCAGUUCGUAUUUCCCUAAAUAUAAUGUAUAUGCAUGUAUUCCUGUUAAAGCAAGUGUACAAAAACUGGUUCGCC
Molecule: messenger RNA, 652 nt
Organism: Drosophila novamexicana
Lineage: Eukaryota; Metazoa; Arthropoda; Insecta; Diptera; Drosophilidae
Product: probable insulin-like peptide 5
Exons: 2
Coding region: 92-538 (148 amino acids)
Cellular component (GO): extracellular region
Molecular function (GO): hormone activity
Source: RefSeq, a predicted model, not a curated record